AUGGCAAGUCUGUUCACCGCUGUGGCCCUGCUGGCCGUGCUGUCCGGUGGGCUCUGUGAGGAGAAAAGCUUUCUGCAGCGCGCUGGCGUGGCCUUUAACAGCAGACAGUACAAAUCCAUACUCACCGUGAACAACGGAGAGCAGUUUGGAAACUGGACCUGGCCUGAGAUGUGUCCCGACAAGUUCUUUGCUGUUGGCUUCAGUGUCAGGGUGGAGCCCAACCAGUACGGGUUGGACGACACCGCCUUGAACGGGAUCCGCCUCAUUUGCGCCAGGGAUGAGGACCGAAGCUUCCUCUACUCCAUUGAGUCCCACACUGGCUACUUCGGUGACUGGUCCCAGCCCCAGUACUGCCCCAGAGGCGUGCUCACCUCUUUCCAGAUCCGCGUGGAGCCCCAUCAGGGCCUGUUCGGUGACGACACGGCCAUGAACAACAUCAAGUUCCGCUGCAGCAGCAACCCGACGCUCGAGGGGCCCGGCACGGAAUGGGGAGAGUACGGCUACUGGAGCCAGGAGUGUGUCGAUGGAGGAAUCUGCGGCAUCGAGAGCAAGAUGGAGGAAUACCAGUAUGGCCUCGAUGACUCGAGCCUCAAUGAUGUGCGCUUCCAUUGCUGUGCCAGGACUGUGCAGUGACCGGCAGGUGAACAACAAGCAGACCUGAGCAGUUUGAUCCAGUCUGUCUCCAACAACCUGAA
Chelmon rostratus (copperband butterflyfish) is the source of this 695-nucleotide messenger RNA. RefSeq names its product vitelline membrane outer layer protein 1 homolog. Bases 1 to 633 code for a protein of 210 amino acids. The record is from RefSeq and is a predicted model, not a curated record. Lineage: Eukaryota; Metazoa; Chordata; Actinopteri; Chaetodontiformes; Chaetodontidae. The transcript has 4 exons.